Messenger RNA from Stylophora pistillata, 931 nucleotides. RefSeq lists its product as uncharacterized. The record is from RefSeq and is a predicted model, not a curated record. Lineage: Eukaryota; Metazoa; Cnidaria; Anthozoa; Scleractinia; Pocilloporidae.
AAUUUAUCUCGCCUCAGCAAGUGUGGUGAUAAAAUACGCUCAAGUGUACGCAAUGGCUUUUCUUCAGAUUACCGUGAACGAUAAAACUUCUCCAGCUGGUGGACUGGUGUCGAGUUGUUUUGUCAAACGCGGUGCUCAUGCAGUCGUUGCGGUCAGCGGUAGUAUGAGGCUGUUACGAGGUAUGACUGUCAGUGUAAUGGUGAGAUCGAAAAAUUCCUCUUUCCAAAUAAGCGAAGGAAGUUAUUUCACCAUGCGCUUUAUGUCAGAGAGCGAUAGAACAGAAGGGAACAUGGCUGAUCGUUACAGCGAUGUCACCUUUAUCUCAAAUGGAUGGAAAGAACUCGUUAGCUGGAAAACUACUGGCGUGAAUGGGCAGUUCCAAGUGGGCUCUAUUCACCAGACCACAGACAGGUUUUGGGUUUUUAAAAGUGGUAUUUACUUUGCCACGGGAAACAUUCAGCUUUUGGAAACGAGUGGUUUGGCAAUUAUUGGUAUUGUUAUCAACAACGGAAACGACACAGCGGUUGUGUCCAAGAAGACAUGCGUCAAUGGCGAGCUUUGUUCAUUAAAUCUCGCUGUUCCUUUAGCACUCAAUAAGGGCACAGUUGUGUCAGUACACGUUUAUUCAAACGAUGAAGACCGCUGGAUAGUCUCAAGACACUCCAGCAAGUCCAAUUUAUACCUUAAACCAGUUCCCCCAUCAGAUGUCGUACAAGGAUUUCUUGCUCGCGUCGAAUCGAACGUUUCCGUUUCUGGCCGAAGGCUUUCCGAAUGGGUGCGAGUUGGAAACUGGAACAUAACCGAGCGUCCUGGCUAUUUCACAACAAUAAGCGGCUUCUCCGGAAAUGGAGCUUUUGUUGUCUUCAACCCAGGUGUUUAUAUUGUAACUGUGAAUUUGAUUUCACAAUGCUCGGGAAUAAAGGGAUGGUAA